Molecule: messenger RNA, 1170 nt
Organism: Metarhizium acridum CQMa 102
Lineage: Eukaryota; Fungi; Ascomycota; Sordariomycetes; Hypocreales; Clavicipitaceae
Source: RefSeq, a predicted model, not a curated record
AUGAGCCAGCAACUCCUGAACGAUAUCGAAUCUCUCGAAGGCACCUAUCUCAAUUCUCCCGUUGCAUUGUCUAUCACACCGGAUGGAUCCAAGAUUGCGGCCGCUUACAGAAGGUUCUCCCUCACAAUCUGGUCCUUUGACUCAGCUACACCCCUAGUACGUCUGGCGCGACCAGAGAAGGCCAGCCAACCCUCUAAGCCACUCCCAUUUGUCUCCAAGAUCUCGUGGCACCCCGGAGGAGAUGAAAUCCUUGGGAUUUUCAUCUCCGGUCAUAGUUUUAGAUGGAACAUUGUGGAUGGGGCCUACCAAGAACAUGCACCUAUACCGGGACAGAUGCCGUCCGAUAUCAUCUGCAGUCCAGACGGGUUGGUCUAUGCAAUCUGCGGAGUUCGCGGGACAAGAAGGCUUUUCGACUACCCAAGUUCCAUGCUGAUAUACCAACUAAACUUGGAUGACUUGAUGACUGCCUUUUACUUCAGCCACGAUGGAAGAAAAUUUGAUGAUAUUCGCGGCAGCUACUGCGCCGUUUGGGAGCCAAAUGCUCUCAUGCGACUGAGGAUGGUGGAUGACGACGCCGCUCAUAGCCAGGCUGCCGAGCAAAGCAGCCAUGCGGUGUGCUUUGGAAAUGACGAAGGGGCCGUGGAGCUGUUUGACUACGAAGCGUCGGAGAAAUUGCGCCUAGGACAGACUGCGUCUCAAAUGAGUAUUGAGCAUCUCGCCUGGAGCGAAGACGGUGAUCGCGUCUGCUACGCGGAGCUGGGUGGUCGGCUCACCGUCGUGCAACUCGAUCACGGCAAGAAGGGCCGUCGAGCGCGCCGAGUCGAAAGGCUCAAGCCUAGGUUUGACACUAUGGGUGUUACACAAAUUCUUUUCUUGCCAGGGUCUCGCAACUCUCUACUUGUAUCGUCUUCUUCUUCCGUACAGCGCUGGUCUCUCGAACCAGCCCAACUUGAGACGACUUGGGACUAUUGGCAAUCACAAACAUCUCGGCAGUGGAUUCCACAUCCUCGAUAUCCCCCCAACCUCCUGUCCAUCACACCUGACGGUGUGUCUGUUCACCUGCGGUGCAGUCUGGAAAUAAUCUCUGUCCUCUGGGAUGAUGUCGGUAAGGGAGACCACCCGCCUGGCUCUUUGCCUGAGUCAUUUAUCAAUCAUACACCAAAACUCUAA